GUCCGCGAAUGAAUUGCAGCCACACAGCCCCCGGCCCGUUGUCCUUUCUCCACCUCGGUGGUCAUCAGCUAGACAGCUAUCGCGCGCCGUCCCACCACCAUCUUGCUCCACUACGCGGACCACCGCGCGCGAGCAGAGCAUCUCCUCACUCUCUAGCUUGCUCCAGUUUCGCGUAGCUGCGUGACAGUUCAAUUGAACUCUCUGGAUUCGUUGGUUACUUCGUCUGAGCUGCUGCAGCGUUGAGGAGGAGGAGGAGCAAUGGCGCUCACGACGUUCUCCAUUUCGAGAGGAGGCUUCGUCGGCGCGCUGCCGCAGGAGGGGCAUUUCGCUCCGGCGGCGGCGGAGCUCAGUCUCCACAAGCUCCAGAGCAGGCCACACAAGGCUAGGCGGAGGUCGUCGUCGAGCAUCUCGGCGUCGCUGUCCACGGAGAGGGAGGCGGCGGAGUACCACUCGCAGCGGCCACCGACGCCGCUGCUGGACACGGUCAACUACCCCAUCCACAUGAAGAACCUGUCCCUCAAGGAGCUCCAGCAGCUCGCCGACGAGCUCCGCUCCGACGUCAUCUUCCACGUCUCCAAGACCGGGGGACAUCUCGGGUCCAGCCUCGGCGUCGUCGAGCUCACCGUCGCGCUCCACUACGUGUUCAACACGCCUCAGGACAAGAUCCUCUGGGACGUCGGCCACCAGUCGUACCCUCACAAGAUUCUGACCGGGCGGCGCGACAAGAUGCCGACGAUGCGUCAGACCAACGGCUUGUCGGGAUUCACCAAGCGGUCGGAGAGCGAGUACGACUCCUUCGGCACCGGCCACAGCUCCACCACCAUCUCCGCCGCCCUCGGGAUGGCGGUGGGGAGGGAUCUCAAGGGAGGGAAGAACAACGUGGUGGCGGUGAUCGGCGACGGCGCCAUGACGGCCGGGCAGGCGUACGAGGCGAUGAAUAACGCGGGGUAUCUCGACUCCGAUAUGAUCGUGAUUCUCAACGACAACAAGCAGGUGUCGCUGCCGACGGCGACGCUCGACGGGCCGGCGCCGCCGGUGGGCGCGCUCAGCAGCGCCCUCAGCAAGCUGCAGUCCAGCCGCCCACUCAGGGAGCUCAGGGAGGUGGCAAAGGGCGUGACGAAGCAAAUCGGAGGGUCGGUGCACGAGCUGGCGGCGAAGGUGGACGAGUACGCCCGCGGCAUGAUCAGCGGCUCCGGCUCGACGCUCUUCGAGGAGCUCGGCCUCUACUACAUCGGCCCCGUCGACGGCCACAACAUCGACGACCUCAUCACCAUCCUCCGCGAGGUCAAGAGCACCAAGACCACAGGCCCGGUGCUCAUCCACGUCGUCACCGAGAAAGGCCGCGGCUACCCCUACGCCGAGCGCGCCGCCGACAAGUACCACGGCGUGGCGAAGUUCGAUCCGGCGACGGGGAAGCAGUUCAAGUCGCCGGCGAAGACGCUGUCGUACACGAACUACUUCGCGGAGGCGCUCAUCGCCGAGGCGGAGCAGGACAACAGGGUCGUGGCCAUCCACGCGGCCAUGGGGGGAGGCACGGGGCUCAACUACUUCCUCCGCCGCUUCCCGAACCGGUGCUUCGACGUCGGGAUCGCCGAGCAGCACGCCGUCACGUUCGCCGCCGGCCUCGCCUGCGAGGGCCUCAAGCCGUUCUGCGCCAUCUACUCCUCCUUCCUGCAGAGAGGCUACGACCAGGUGGUGCACGACGUGGACCUCCAGAAGCUGCCGGUGAGGUUCGCCAUGGACAGGGCCGGGCUCGUGGGCGCCGACGGGCCGACGCACUGCGGCGCGUUCGACGUCACCUACAUGGCGUGCCUGCCGAACAUGGUCGUCAUGGCCCCGUCCGACGAGGCGGAGCUCUGCCACAUGGUCGCCACCGCCGCGGCCAUCGACGACCGCCCCUCCUGCUUCCGCUACCCAAGAGGCAACGGCAUCGGCGUCCCGCUACCACCCAACUACAAAGGCGUUCCCCUCGAGGUAGGCAAAGGGAGGGUACUGCUGGAGGGCGAGAGGGUGGCGCUGCUUGGGUACGGUUCGGCGGUGCAGUACUGCCUCGCCGCAGCGUCGCUGGUGGAGCGGCACGGCCUCAAGGUGACCGUCGCCGACGCGAGGUUCUGCAAGCCGCUGGACCAAACGCUCAUCAGGAGGCUGGCCAGCUCCCACGAGGUGCUCCUCACCGUCGAGGAAGGCUCCAUCGGCGGGUUCGGCUCCCACGUCGCGCAGUUCAUGGCCCUCGACGGCCUCCUCGACGGCAAACUCAAGUGGCGGCCGCUGGUGCUACCCGACAGGUACAUCGACCACGGGUCACCGGCGGAUCAGCUGGCGGAGGCAGGGCUGACGCCGUCGCACAUCGCGGCGACGGUGUUCAACGUGCUGGGCCAGGCGAGGGAGGCGCUCGCCAUCAUGACGGUGCCCAACGCGUAGCAGAUGCGUGGCGCCUCUGGUAGAGACAAUGCUUUGUACAUGUAGAGAUCAGUGAAUUGUAUAUUAGUCGGCGUCGGGAUAAAUAUUGAUUAGUGAUGCUGAGGGGAACAGUUACAGUUUUUUUGCUCUUCAGUUGUUCGUGGACGGAGACCCGGCUGCUCGAUGUUCGAUCGCUUGUAUAUCUAAGAAAUGUUGUAAGUGGAUAGAUUUAUUGAUCAUGAUAAGGAUUAGUCGGGUAUUAAUUGAAAGCAUCAAAAUGCGACUCAA
Messenger RNA from Oryza sativa Japonica Group (Japanese rice), 2688 nucleotides. Lineage: Eukaryota; Viridiplantae; Streptophyta; Magnoliopsida; Poales; Poaceae. The record is from RefSeq and is a predicted model, not a curated record.